Molecule: messenger RNA, 672 nt
Organism: Rhagoletis zephyria (snowberry fruit fly)
Lineage: Eukaryota; Metazoa; Arthropoda; Insecta; Diptera; Tephritidae
Biological process (GO): activation of innate immune response
Molecular function (GO): double-stranded DNA binding; RNA binding; zinc ion binding
Source: RefSeq, a predicted model, not a curated record
AUGGUUCACAUAGAGAUACAUGAUAUCGACGAAGUUACGACAAGCGAAGAGGUGUGCUUAGCUUUAAAUGGCCAGGGUGGGUCCACUAAAGGGCAAGUAUCCGAUAUCCGGUCGAUGCGAAAAGCAUACGGAGGCACACAGACCGCAACCUUACUCCUAUCCGAGAGCGCUGCUAAUAAGUUAGUGGCCCAAGGUAAAAUCAGAAUUGGCUGGGUUAUCUGCCGAAUAAGACAUAAAAUACAGCCAAAGCUCUGCUACAAAUGUUUUGAGUUCGGCCACAUAUCCAAGGGCUGUCGAAUUAGCGACGAUUUUGGUAAAUCGUGCUUCAAGUGCGAUCAAAGUGGGCACACGGCCAAACUAUGCACAAAUGCACCACGGUGCUUAUUAUGCGUAAAACGUGGCAGCAUUUCUACAAGCCACCAGGCAGGAGGCAACAAAUGCCCGGUAUAUCAACAGGCGCUAAGCAAAAUAAAGAGACCGUUAGUGUCCACUAUGGAUGGUGAUCCGUUGAGUGCUGUUGGCCCUGUAACGGAAGAAGAAACAACACUCGCAACAGCUAAAGUGGAACUAAAUAAAGCUCCUGGCCCCGAUGGUGUGCCCAACAUUAACGAAUGGAACUUUUCCUCAAAUCUGGAAGAGGCAAAAGCUUGUUUUAAUACCUACGCCGGGUAA